AUAAACACACCACACGCCAUUACCGCAUUCGCAUCGCAUUCGCGCAGCUGAUACGUUUCUUACACUUCUAGUCAAUUUCAACAGACUCCAUUAUUGAAAUCGGCCACAAUGACAACCUUUAUCCCGGCCCUGACCUUACCCCACCAGGUCUUCGAGAAUGCCGCCGCCUCGAUCCUGCUCCCGAUAGCUCUCGGGACGGCCGUGGGCUACUCUUCGCGACCCAGGGACACUAAGAAGACCUACGCCGCCAUCAAGAACCCCCCAGGCCGCCCUCCCGCCUGGGUCUUUGGCCCGGCAUGGACUCUCCUUUACGGAUUAAUGGGCUACUCCGCCUACCGCGCCCUCCAAACAGGCCUCUCCCCAACCUCCACCCUCUCCCAAAUCGCCGACACAAAACACGGCGCGACCCUCUACACAAUCCAACUCGGCCUCAACCUCAUCUGGAUGCCCCUCUUCUUCCUCAUGAAGCGCCCCAUCGCCGCCACCGUCGACAUCGUCGCCCUCCUCGGCAUAAACUCCUACCUCACCUACCUCUGGGGCUCAGUCGACGCCGUCGCCGGCGCCUGCCUCGUCCCUUACCUCGGCUGGCUCUCCUUUGCGACCUACCUCUGCGCCGGAGCGGGUUACCUCAAUGACUGGGACCUCAAGGGCGCCGAAGAGCGGUUCGAGGCCGAACAGGCCGCCAAGGCUGGAAAGAAGCAGUAGUGUUGCGAUUGUUACCGCUGUCGUGCGGGUGUUUGUGACACGUGCAAUGGUGUAGAGAAGGGAGAGGAGGAAGAGUGGACUUUGUGGGCGUAUCUGCGUGCUAUGGCGUUCUAGUUGGUAUUGGCUGGCCUGUUCCUUACGUUGAGCGUUUAUUAGGAAGAAAACUCGAUAUUCCAGGCUUAAACAAACAAAUGCUCGUUGUGUGAUUUGAGACCCGUUGAGCGUGAAGACUAUAUCAGACUGGUACUGAAGGACAAGGUACACGGAACGAGCAAAGACGAACU
Colletotrichum phormii is the source of this 989-nucleotide messenger RNA. RefSeq names its product TspO/MBR family protein. Gene Ontology annotation, cellular component: mitochondrial outer membrane. Bases 109 to 705 code for a protein of 198 amino acids. NCBI's taxonomy places the organism in Eukaryota, Fungi, Ascomycota, Sordariomycetes, Glomerellales, Glomerellaceae. The record is from RefSeq and is a predicted model, not a curated record. The transcript is spliced from 3 exons.